This is a messenger RNA of Sphaerulina musiva SO2202, 1965 nucleotides long. RefSeq lists its product as uncharacterized. Lineage: Eukaryota; Fungi; Ascomycota; Dothideomycetes; Mycosphaerellales; Mycosphaerellaceae. The transcript has 2 exons. The record is from RefSeq and is a predicted model, not a curated record. The coding region runs from base 1 to 1965 and encodes 654 amino acids. Gene Ontology annotation, cellular component: membrane. Gene Ontology annotation, molecular function: cobalt ion binding; magnesium ion binding; magnesium ion transmembrane transporter activity. Gene Ontology annotation, biological process: metal ion transport; transmembrane transport.
AUGGUGUGGAAUGCAUUCUUGGGCCACUCUUUCGCGUCCCGCAAGGACGACACUGAUGUAGCAGCACUCCAAAAAGACUUCAAGCACUCGCUCCCUAUUCAUAGUCCGCUACAGAGCGAUCUCGAUGCUUCGCCUCUGUCAGAGGACAUUGAAUAUCAGAUCAAGAAGUUGCCGCCGAGUAAGCAGAAUACGGCCCGGUUCAAAGUCAAAACAUUCAGAGAUGCGGUCCAGCCGCACACAGACGAAGGCGGUGACGCCGAUUACAUUGGUGAUUGCUACGGGCCCGUGAAUGAGAUUUGUCACAAAGAAUGGUCUGCGGCACAGGAGCCUGGCCCGUAUCUCCAAUAUGUGCAGUUCCUGUCCAAAAAGUUCAAACACCUCGAAUACCUGGCCCUAUGGAUGCUGGUCGGCUGUGCCCCCCCAAAGUGGCGAUUCGUCAAGAAUGAACCGAACAGCCGCCAGGAGCGCAUCGCGCGAACCAACGUCUGUGUCGUAGACUACAACGAGGGCACAGAUCCUGUGCAAUCCAGAUGCACGACGACGCGCGAGUUGAAGGUAUUCCUAGAGGCCGCAGAGCCUCAACAGCCGGAGAUCAGGCUCGUGAUUGUCGAAGACCUGUCUCGUGAUGUGGUGGAAAUGCUAGGCGCUCAUUAUGAUAUUGAUCCACUCUUCUUUGUAUCACACAUUGGAGAUUACUUGUUCCACAACACUCUAGACCGAUGGGUGGAGCUGCCCGAUCUCGAAGUCGAUGCCAAGAAGAGGCCGCACUUCAACCUCCAGUAUUUGCGGCCUCGCUAUUUCCAGUCUGAGCAGGAAUUUGCGACGGCGGAAAAGGAAAGCGGCAUCUUCAAUGUCCUGCGCCGCAUUGAUAGCGACAGAAGUCGUAGACACCUGCAGCUUGGCCUACUGAAUAAGCCUGGUGCAAGCGUCACACUCUCCAGAGCAAAGACCUCGUUAUGGAUCAAGCCGAGAGCAGAGGGCGAGCCGAUUGUCGCUGUGCUCUUAGUUGACCCAUCUGUUAAAGCCGGACACGCUGUCUGGGGCGGCUAUCGGCCUUUCGAAGCUACGCCCUCUAUGAAGGAAUGGAAAGACAACGUCGUGGGAAACGGAGCCGAACUUCCCUCACCACCGCGAACAUCUCUAUUCGAGGACGUUAUCUACUGGAGCUGUAGGAUGACAGCAGAAGACCUUCAAAUCGUCAAGUCAGAACCGAGGUAUAUCGCGCUACCCAUGUACAAGCUCGUCAUUGCCGACUGGCUCGUGGUUCUCAAGUACAUGACGAGCAUGUUCGGGCUGAUUGAGUGGAGUUUUGCGAAGCCACACUGGGGCGAACAACCGAGUGAUAUCGAUGAUCUGCUCAAGAAGUUGGCACCUUGGCGCCGCAACAUGCCAUACUACCAGCAAAUGGCAGAAAAGGCAAUUGUGAGACUGUUUCCCUCUGUUGCUGCUGCACAUCCCACCGUGUCAGCGAAUCGAGUCGUCUCUGCGCCAGACACUACCUCGGGCAUCAAUUCUCUGUGGACCGACUUCAAGCAUGUCAAGCAGCAGAUCGACGACCAUAAGAACCGCAUUGAAAGCAUUCAAACCAUGGCCACCAAUGCAAUCAAUACCGAAGAAGCGCGACAUGCAGUCAAACAAAACCGCAACCUUGCACGAUUGUCAUUCUUGGCAACCUUCUUCAUUCCCCUAAACUUCACCUCGUCCUUUUUGAGCAUGUCACCCGACUUUCCCACCUCCCAGAGCUACACUACGAUUUGGAUUUUCUUUGUCCUCGGUAUUCCCAUCACAGUGCUGGCGUUUAUUAUUGUCGAUUGGACCAAACCGAACAAGAGAGGUAUUACUCGACGAGCCUGGAUCAAGUAUUUUGGAGAAAAGACCGAUGCAGUGGAGGCAAUGGAUCCACACCCUGGUAUCAAGAAGAGGUCGAGGACAAUUGGAACAUGGCCCUUUUAUGGAACCUCUUGA